AUGGAUAAAAAGAUUAAAAUAUGGGAUUUAAAUAAAGCUCCAAUAUUUCAUCAAAUGAAUAAAUCAUAUUAUUUGGAAGCAAGUAAAACAUUGGAAAUACAUAAAAGUAGUUUAAAAUUUUUAGAAAAAAUACCAAAUGGAUUUUGUUCAGUUUCAAAUGAUGACGAUUUAAUAAUCUGGAGUGAAGAUGGCGAAUUAACUAAAAAUAUAGUCAGAAAAUAUAAAGAGUAUACACACGGAAUAUUAUGUGUAAAUAGUUAUAUUUUAGUGGCUGGAUCAUCAUCACCAUUUCUUGUUGCCUAUAAAUACGAUUCACAAAAUGAACCCGCGAAAACAUUGGGUGAAACAAUUACACAUAAAGAUUGUAUAAGUAGUUUAUUCAAUGUUUCAUCAAAGCAUUUUGUAACAGGUUCAAAAGAUCAAUCAAUAAUUAUUUGGGAUUCAGAAACACUAUCACCAAUUCAUCAAUUAUAUUGCAAACAGCCAAUAAAUUAUUUAUACCCAAUUAAUAAUUUUAUUUUAGCAACUAUUAAAAAGGGAUUUAGUAUAUUUGAUAUUAUGAAUGGUACAACUGUAUUGGAGCAUGUACCAACAGAAAUAGAAGAUAAUACAACUACAGAAUUAAAUGGUGCAGUUACUUUAUACGAUCAUACUAAAAUAUUAACAUGGGCGGAUCAUCGUGUUUCCGUGUGGAACUGGCCCUAUGAGUCAGUCCUGGGCACAAGUGGUAGCGUUUAUAACAUUAAUAAUCUUAAUAGCAGUGGUGGAGGUAAUAAAAAAAGAGUACCAUUAAAACCAACUUUUAUCGGCGAUAUGAAGGGCCACACCGAUUAUAUCAAUUGUGUAACCGUUUUAAGUGAAAACUCAAUUGCUACAGGUAGUUCAGAUUGUAAUAUUAUUUUAUGGAAGGAUGGUAAAGUCCAAUCAGAGAGUAGAACAUUUUUAUCAAACCAUAUGAACGACUCUUAUGCGAAAACAAGCAGUCAGUAUAUCGAACACUAUAUUGAUGAGCAACAAGACUAUAACGACGAUCCAACUUUUGAACAAAAUAUCUAA
This is a messenger RNA of Dictyostelium purpureum, 1056 nucleotides long. RefSeq lists its product as uncharacterized. NCBI's taxonomy places the organism in Eukaryota, Evosea, Eumycetozoa, Dictyosteliales, Dictyosteliaceae. The coding region runs from base 1 to 1056 and encodes 351 amino acids. Gene Ontology annotation, biological process: regulation of autophagy. The transcript has 3 exons. The record is from RefSeq and is a predicted model, not a curated record. Gene Ontology annotation, molecular function: protein binding.